This is a messenger RNA of Paramecium sonneborni, 5006 nucleotides long. NCBI's taxonomy places the organism in Eukaryota, Ciliophora, Oligohymenophorea, Peniculida, Parameciidae. The record is from the annotation of a GenBank genome assembly.
AUGAGACUAAUUAAAAAAAAAGAAUACUUCACAUUCUUAGAUUAAAUUGUUUGUGUUAUGCUUCACAUCAAUGAUUCAUUCAAAUGUUAUCAACCUUUAAAGAUAUUUAUCUUCAUAGUAAGUAUGUCCUAACCAUUAUUUUAUAUCUAUUAUUACGAUUAUUACUCAUUUUACAUAACUAUACAAAAUACAAGUAUUCAAUAGAUGAUUUUUUACUUUUUUAGACCCGAAAUACUUUUAUUCAAGUUUCUACCAUAACUUGCUAUAAUCAUUUUACCAUACAUUAUAUUACUCAUAUUUAUUUUAACUAAAUUAACAAUCUUUUUUAACUUAGAAAAUGAAAAUUAAAGAUAUUUAAAUAAAUCACAUAAUCAUUCCAUUAUCAAAAACCUUCUUACUAAAUUCACCUCUUAUUAUCAACAAUUAUUAUCUAUUGUCUUACAUUAUCCUAUUUAAACUAUAUUAAUAGGUGCUAUCAUUAAUACCUUCAAAUUAUUUUAAAAUUAAAAUUCAGCUUAUUUUGCUUUACUACUAUUUGCAAUUAUUAUUUUUUUUAUUAUUGAAAUUGAGAUUCUAUUUAAUAUAUACAUCUGUCUACCUUCUAAUACUCUUUAAAUCAAAGGCUUUGAAAAAUCAUAGCUUACUUCAUUAGAUGUAACUAUUUAUGCUAUAGAAUUAUUACAAAUUAUUAUUUUUGGAACUAUAACCAAUCCAAAUAUUUCUUAAUUUGCUUAAAUUACAUUAAACCUUUUAAUUUCCAUAUUGAAAAUUAUUAAUCAAUUACUCUAUUAAGGAUAUAUUUUUAAAUCUUAAAGAUUUAUCUUAUACUUUAUUAAUACUAUCAUUAUUUUGUACUCCUUUUAUCAUUUCAUUGAUCUUAAAAAUAAUUCUAUCAUUAUUUGGCCACUUCUAACAAGUAUAAUUAUUUAUGCUGAUUAUCAAUUUUAAAUUAAUUCAAUCUAUUCGAUAUUUAUUAAUAAUAAAUAAUCUAUCGCUUUGUAUGUACAUCAAUUAAUUAAAUUUUCUAAUAAUUCCUAUCAAUAUGAAAUUUAACCCUUUUAAAAUAGUCUUAUCUGGGCCUAACAUAAAGCUAAAUGUUCUAAUAUUACAUGUUCUUGUAAAGAAUCCCCUUUAAAUGUUUUGGAUGUUAAAUAAGCUAACACUAUUACUGAAUCUAUAUUUAAAUAAUUUAUUUAUGCCAAAAUUAAACAUAUAUCAAAAUUAUUACAUGAAAAUAGAAAUAUUCAUAAUUUAGAUAUGCCAUACUAUGAAAUUGCCUAAGCAACCUUAUUUAUGACAUAAGGAUUUGUAUUAAUAUCUAUUAAGAAUUAUACUAGAUUUCUUAACAAUUCAUCUAAUGAUUAUAGAGUCAGAGUUAUAUCAAGUGAAAAGUCUCUCACUAAUAGACCUUAAAAAAAAAUUAAAUAAAGUUAAGUUGAUUCUUAAAUUUAAGAAAUCAUUAUUCAAUAAAAUAAAAAAGUCUUGAAAUAUGAUAAUACCAAUCGAAAUUUUCAAGUCUCAACUCUCAAACUUAUUAAAAUAUAAUAUUUAUUAAAAAGAGCACAAGCUAAUUUAAAUGAAAAUUUUACUAAUUCUAUUUGUACUGCUUAAUAAUUGUAAAUGUCAGAUUAUAUCAAUUAAUAUCUUAUUAACGAAUUUCAAAUUAACCAUCUUACAUCAAUGAUGUUUAAUAUACUUAAAUUAAAAAUUGAAUUUUAUUCCUAUCUCUUACAAUGUGAAGCUAUGCAUGCUGAUAAAAUUUUUAUUUACAAAAUGAAAUAUUUUACUUAAGUUUUAGAUCUAGAAGAUAAACUACUUUAAAAAUAUGGAUCUUUUUAAAGUAUUAAAUUAAAAUAAAUGAUAAUAUUCUUUUAUUCUAGAAUAUAUAAUAGUUAUUAAAAAGCUUUAAAAUUUAAGUAGAUUAAUAGCAUAUAACAAUCUAAAUAUAUAUUUAGAGAUUAAGUUAUUGAUUUCUAUUCUGAUAAGAUUGUGUAUGUUUUAUUUUAAUUACAAGAUGAUUUAUAAAAUUUAAGAAUUAAAUCUCAUUCAAAUAAUUUCUUGAAAAUUAUAGGCAGAUAAACUAACGACUAUAAUAUGUAAUUUAGUGACAUUUUACCUGAUUUCAUAAGAGAGGAACAUCCAGCUAUGAUUUAAAGAUUUGUUUAAACUGGUAAAGCAAGAUAUUAUAGAAAUCUAAGUCUAACAUUUGUAAAACUAUAAAAUGGAUUAUCAAGGCAAAUGGAAUAAACAUUUGAUACAAUUACAUUAUUAGAUGAUAAUAGAGUUGUAUUUGCAUCUAUUCUUUAAGAUGUAAUUGAAUAAAAAGCUUAUCUAUUAGUAAAUGUUAAUGGAUUAUUAUCAGGGAUAACAUAUAUGUGUUUAAAAAAAUUGGGAUUCUAAGAAGAAGAUAUUUUAAAUAUAGAUGAUUUUUAUUAGUUUUAUGAUGCUGAAAUCAAUUAAAUAAUACCAGUCUUUAACAAUUUAAUAUGGGGAGAAAUAUAGGAACAAAAGCUUGAUAAUGUUAAGUUUUUAUUUCUUGACAUUUUAUAAUUUCAAAGAGAAAAUUUCAGUAAAUCUUCAAUAGAAAACCAUUCUCAAAUAGGAAGAGUUUGGUAAGAUAGUAGAUAUACAAAAGAAUAUGCUGCUAAUCUAUUUAUUAUGAGAAGAGAAAUAUUUGGAUUUUAUUAUUAUAUAAUAGAAUUAGAAUCUGCUCAUAUAAUUGAAUGUUCACAUUAAAAUAAUGCAGCAUUUUCUAGUACUUAAUUCAAACAUACAUAACAUAAUGUAGAAUCAGCAAUUUUUGAUAUAGAUUCUAUAAUAUUAUCAAUUGAUGAAGGAGCUGCUAAACAUGUUAAUACUUUGAAUAUUUAAGAAAGAGAAAAUUAUUCAAUAGCAAUAAAAGAACUAACUAAAUAAUAAGAUUUUGACAAAAUUUAUUAAGUUAUGUUAAGUCCUAAUAAUAGUGUAUCAAAUUUAAUUGAUAAAAGUUAAAAUCUGAUAAAUAUUGUUCAAAAACAUAACAACUCCUUUUAAUAAGAAUAUUACUGUUAAUAACCUGGAUUUUAUAUUGCUGAAGCUUCAAGUAAAGAGAAACAUCCUUAAAUUAAAUAACCAGAAAAUUAAGAUGAUAUGUAAAAAUAAGCUGAAUCUAGUUAAGGUUCAAUAAAAAGACCUACUUAUAUGAAAAAAUUUGAAAUUAUAGAUUAAUUUUACGGUAAUUUCAAUUUUUCUCAGUAAUAAAUUAUGGUAUUUUUCAUAAUCUUUACUUUAAUUGUGUUUGCUGUUUUUUCUUUAAUAAUUCUAUCUCUAUUAAGCGGAGAUCUAAGAACUAAAAUUUAGGAAAUAGAGAUGUUAUCUUUUUAAGCUGAUAUUGUGGCUCCUUAUGAUCGAUAUCUUGCAAUUAGAGCACAAAUAUAUUAUUAUUAAGGUUUACAUACAGCUAAAAAAAUUAGUAAAUAGUAAUAAAGUGAUUUUGUUGAACCACUUUAUUCAAUAAUAGGAGUAUGUUAUAAUGAAUUAAAGUAAAAUUCUUAUGUUUCAUUAUUAGAAAGUGAUUUAAAAGAAUUCUUUAAAGAUAUUUAUACUAAUACAUUUUUUAUGGGUAUGACUGAUAAAAUCAUUUACUCUAAAAAUAUUACUUUUAGAGAGUUUAUUCAUUAAUUAUUAAAUUAUUAGUAUGACUUUAAAAUUAUUUUUGAUAAACGAAUCCCAACUAAAGGUUGUCCUUGUCAAGUCUUUCAAUUUUCUAAUUAUUUUAAUCUAUAAGAUAAUUUAGAACUUAUGUCAUAAGAAAUUUUAUAAUUUUCUAGAAAUAAAUGUACACAAAUAAUUGAUAAAUGGAUUACAAUUUGGAUAGCUUUCAUUGUAAUUUGUUUUGUACUUUCAAUAUUUAUUUAUUAUUUAAAAACUGUUAUUUUAUUUUAGUAUGAUACAAUAAUGGAAAUAAUAACACAUAUUUCAGAAUAAAGUAUUAUAAAAGAAACAGAAAAACAUAAAAUAUUGUUGAAUAACUUAUAAUCUUAAUCUGAUUAUAUUAAUUGUUAUUAAUUAGAAUUAUAAACUGAAGUGUAAUCAACAAUUUAGAAUAAAGCUGAAAAUGAUUUGGUUCGAAAGAAUAAAAGAAAAAUAUUGAUAAGGGCAUCAAAGUUAAAGUCAAUUCUAUUUUCUUUAAUAAUCUUUAUAUUUUUUUUAAUUUAUUCCUGUUUAGUUACAUUUUCAACUCAAAGUUUUUUAAAUAAAUAUUAAUAAACAGCGGAUUUUUAUAAAUUGAUAGCAGAUUUAUCAUUUAGAAGUGGUAAUAUGUUUUUAUAUCGAGAAAUGUUUAUGUUAUGGGGAAAUUUAACAUAUUUAAAUAAGACAGAUGGUUUAAGAUUAUAUAAUUUAAUUGAUAUAGCUUAAUCUAAAAUAAUGGAAUAUGUUGAUUAAGCUCCAAGAAUAAAUUUAGAAACACUUUUAGUACCUGAAGAUUUUUAUGAAUUCUUUCUUACAGUUUAAAAUACUGAUGUAUGUAAUUUUUUAGAUGAAAAUUAUAUUGAAGUGCUUUCUCCAUAUUGUUUGAAAUCCUUUGAUAGUUCUUUAAUGAAAGGAAUGUUACCUGCAUUAACAUAUAUUCAUUAAACAAUAAUUAAUUAAUAAGCUAUAAAUAAUUUUACUUAUAGAGCAGAAGAUACUUUUUAUGAAGUAGAAGGAGGUUAAGUAGCAAGUAGAGUAUUUUCAUAUAUGAAUAAAAAAUUAUAGAAAGGAAUAAUAGAAAAAACAGAAAGCUUUAAUUAUUAAAAUUAGGUAUAUAUAUAAUAAUUUAUAAUAAGUUAUUGUCUAUCUUUUUUUUAGUUGGUUUAGGUUUGAUAUGCAUUUAUAUCAUUAAUUUCCAUUAUGCAAAUCUUAAAUAGCAUAUUUAAUUGAUUAAAUUUGGUGUAUUAAUGAUUCCAUAGAGUGAUAUUUUAAAGAACGAUUUCUUUGAAAGAUACUUAAAAUAAAUUGAAUUAAAAUUAGGUCAAAAAUUGUGA